AUGACCAUCGCGACAAGCGCGACCGUGACCGGCGGCGCCGCCGUCCUAGCACCAGCUCGGAGUCGCGAAAGGUCAGCCAGUGCAAAGGUAGGUUUGGAGCUUAAUUCCUCAUAUCUUUCCACACUGGUUUCGAUAUCUGCAGAUACUACUCGACCUUGGGAACACGUUGUGAUGCUUACGGAGGAGAUUAAGAAGGGCACCGGUUCCGUCCCUGACGUCGAGGUUACCAUCUGGUAA
Molecule: messenger RNA, 237 nt
Organism: Triticum turgidum subsp. durum (durum wheat)
Lineage: Eukaryota; Viridiplantae; Streptophyta; Magnoliopsida; Poales; Poaceae
Source: the annotation of a GenBank genome assembly